AACAGCAGAGACCCAAGUGCUGAACUUGCACCGAGCAAAGAAGAACACGCGCAAGCAGCUUAUUAGCUUCAAAAGUGGUAGGGCAAGCUCCGGAAGAGGCGACAUGCGUGGGCUACGGCCAUGGUCGCGCAACAUUGCGGCGGUGCUGCUAGCUCUCGCGACGGUGGUGUCUGCCACUGCCGCCGGAAAGAAAGAUGAAGCGGUGGUGGCGAGGGGCAACUACAAUGUGGCGGUCGUCGACGUCUCGAGGAUUACUAUCUCAGCGGCUGCGGCGCCGUCGAGCAUGAACGUCUCAGCCAUCUGCCAGUCGACGCCGUACCCGAGCGCGUGCGAGACGGCGCUCUCGUCGCCAGGGCCGGCCAGGGACGACCCGUUCGCGGCGUCCGUGCAGUUCGCGAUGGCCCGGGCCGCGUCGGCGCGGACGCUGGCGCGAAACGUCUCGGGUGCCUCUCGGUCCACGCCCCACCGCGGCGCGCCGCCGUCGGGCGUGAUGGACUGCGCGGAGCUGCUCGACAUCAGCGUCGCCCAGCUCGGCGACGCGCUCGCCGCCGCCGCCGGCGACGCGGACGGUGCGACCACGUGGCUCAGCGCCGCGCUUACGAACCAGGGCACGUGCGCCGACAGCCUCGCCGCCGAGCCGGACCCCGCGGGGCGCGACGCCGUGCGCGCGCGUAUCUCCGCGCUCACGCAGUUCAUCGCCACGGCGCUGGCCCUGCACGCCAGCAAGCUCAAGCCAGACGCGAGCGGCGGCCCACCGCCGACGCCACCGGUGACGACGACGUUCCCGUCAUGGGUGUCCCAGCAUGACAGGAAACUCCUUCGUUCUCCCGUAGACAGCGUCGCCAUUGAUGCGGUGGUGGCGCUCGACGGCAGCGGGACGCACAGGACCAUCAACGAGGCGAUCGCGGCCGUGACGGCUGCGAAGGGCGGCGGUGGUGGCGGCGGAGGGAGGAAGGUGAUCCACGUGAAGGCCGGGCGGUACGAGGAGAGCGUGAGCAUCUCCAGCAAGCAAAAGAACGUGAUGCUGAUGGGCGACGGCAAGGGGAAGACGGUGAUCGCCGGCCACAAGAGCGCCGCCGACGGCUACACCACCUACGCCACCGCCACCGUCGCUGCAAUGGGCUCGGGCUUCAUCGCCAAGGGCCUCACCAUCAUCAACAGCGCCGGGCCGGGGAAGGGCCAGGCCGUGGCGCUGCGGGUCGGCGGCGACCUCUCAGUCGUGUACCAGUGCGCCAUCCAGGCGUACCAGGACACGCUCUACGUGCACUCCAACCGCCAGUUCUACGCCGAGGACGACAUCGCCGGCACGGUGGACUUCAUCUUCGGCAACUCCGCGGUGGUCAUCCAGAACUGCGACAUCCAGGCCCGGAGGCCCAGCCCGGGGCAGAAGGACACGGUCACGGCCCAGGGCCGGACCGACCCGAACCAGAACACGGGGAUUUCAAUCCACAAGUGCAGGAUCACCGGAGCGUCGGACCUCGGCAGCACAUCGGUGUAUCUGGGCCGUCCGUGGCAGAAGUACUCGCGGACCGUCGUGAUGGAGAGCUUUCUCGAUAGUUCGAUCUCACCGGCCGGGUGGCUCGAGUGGUCGGGACAGUUCGCGCUGAGCACACUGUACUAUGGGGAGUACGGUAACACCGGGCCUGGUGCCGGGACAAGUAAUCGGGUGACGUGGACUGGAGUGCACACGUCACUGUCCAGGUCAGAUGCCACGAGGUUUACUGUGGCGAAUUUUAUCAUGGGAGACUCAUGGUUGGGUGGCACUGGAGUGGCCUAUGAUUCGGGACUGUGAGGCAGGAUGUGGUCUACCCGUAUUUGCCAUUGAUCGGGAAUGAUUAACCAUGAUAGGAUGAACCAAUUUAAAUAAAUAAAAGAUUGGAAAAAAAAAUCUGCAAGAGCCCUGCCUUGACUUGUAGGGAAGUAACACAAGUCAGGAGUGUGAGCGUGGCCCAAUUGUGCGUAUCCCGUGCGUGGUGGCAGCAGGGUUGGAGAUUGAUUUUGUGUACCGUAAAAGAGCUCAUAGCAAGCAACCGUAUCUGGAAAAAAACGAUUGGUGGAUAUUAGUACUGUCACUGCACAGAAAGCAAAGGAUUGGGGAUUCAGUGGUGUAAUGUUAAGAGGUCGUGCGACAUGAAGACAUUGAUAGCAAUAUGGGGAAGUUCCCAUCAGGCAACAUAUCUCUCUUUGUCCAAAUAGAAGGAAAAGGAGACAAUUUGAACAUUCCUAUGGAACUCCCCUUCAGACGACUCUGAUGAAACAGAACAUUCUUGUUAUUGCUCGCCAAUGGCUCUAGCAAAAUGUACGACUCGCCCUUGCAAACUAAAAUCUUUGCUUGCUUGGAGCUUAAGUGUGGUAGAACCGUCCAGUUUAAACUGACUCAAGUACGUCAGUUAGGCCUUGGGCAUCCAACACACAGCGUACUUGAAUCAAUGUAAACCCGGUAGUCCAUCGGGUGUCCUUAAUUCACCCGAAGACUCCACAUUAUGUUACAUCCAUACAUCCAAGAUCGCUUACACA
Setaria italica (foxtail millet) is the source of this 2517-nucleotide messenger RNA. RefSeq names its product pectinesterase. The coding region runs from base 104 to 1792 and encodes 562 amino acids. Gene Ontology annotation, molecular function: pectinesterase activity; pectinesterase inhibitor activity. The record is from RefSeq and is a predicted model, not a curated record. NCBI's taxonomy places the organism in Eukaryota, Viridiplantae, Streptophyta, Magnoliopsida, Poales, Poaceae. Gene Ontology annotation, biological process: cell wall modification. The transcript has 2 exons.